ACCGAGAGUGAGCGAGCGAGUGGCGGGGACGGAAGGGAAGGCAGAGCGAGGAGAGGGGGAGCACAUGUGUAUGCUUGUCACUGAGGGAGGUGAGGUAGUUGGCCGCGGCCGCCAUAUGCUGACUGGAUUGUUGUUCAUAUGCGCUGCGUGAAGACUUGCAUGGGGAACACGUCAUGGGAAGCUCACAUCUCCUCAACAAAGGCAUGCCUCUAGGCAUCAGACCGCCGAUCAUGAACGGGCCCAUGCACCCGCGGCCGUUGGUGGCUUUGCUGGACGGGCGUGACUGCACUGUGGAGAUGCCCAUUCUGAAAGAUGUCGCGACCGUGGCGUUCUGCGACGCUCAGUCCACACAGGAGAUCCACGAGAAGGUGCUAAAUGAAGCUGUGGGAGCGCUGAUGUACCACACCAUCACUCUGAUGAGAGAAGACCUGGAGAAGUUCAAAGCGCUCCGCAUAAUCGUGCGCAUCGGCAGCGGCUACGACAACAUCGAUAUCAAAUCCGCUGGCGAACUCGGAAUAGCUGUUUGUAACAUGCCGGCGGCCUCCGUGGAGGAGACGGCCGACUCCACGCUGUGCCACAUCCUCACCUUGUACCGACGCACCACAUGGCUGCAUCAGGCCCUGCGAGAAGGAACACGGGUUCAAAGCGUGGAGCAAAUACGCGAGGUGGCUUCAGGAGCUGCGAGGAUCCGAGGGGAGACACUGGGACUGAUUGGACUAGGUCGGGUGGGCCAGGCUGUUGCUUUGCGAGCUAAGGCUUUCGGCUUCAACGUCAUUUUCUACGACCCCUAUUUGGCUGAUGGCGUCGAAAGAUCACUGGGCCUUCAAAGGGUCACCACACUACAGGAUCUGCUCUUCCACUCCGAUUGCGUCUCGCUGCACUGCAGCCUGAAUGAACACAACCAUCACCUGAUCAACGACUUCACCAUAAAGCAGAUGCGUCAGGGGGCGUUUCUGGUCAACACAGCCAGGGGGGGUCUGGUGGAUGAGAAGGCCCUCGCUCAAGCCCUGAAGGACGGGAGGAUACGUGGAGCUGCCCUGGACGUUCACGAGACAGAGCCUUUCAGUUUCAGUCAGGGCCCGCUGAAGGAUGCUCCCAAUCUGAUCUCCACUCCUCAUGCUGCCUGGUACAGCGAACAGGCCUCAUUGGAGAUGAGAGAGGAGGCCGCCAGGGAGAUUCGGAGGGCAAUCACAGGCCGUAUUCCAGACAGUCUGAAAAACUGCGUGAAUAAGGAGUUCCUAACUCAGAACAACCACUGGGCAGGAGUGGAUCCAGCUACUGUCCACCCAGAACUCAAUGGCGCCUACAGGUACCCACCAGGGGUUGUGAACUUGCCAACCGGUGGCCUACCGCCUCCCGUUGAAGGCAUCGUGCCCAGCGCUGUGCCCAUCACACACACUUUACCGCCUGCUGUCACACACCCUCCACAUGCACCGUCGCCUGGACAAAACACAGUCAAGCCACCAGAGGGCGACAGAGAACAGCAUCCAAAUGAUCAACUGUAGUUCUCAACCCUUUCAAAGUCAUCACGGCAAGUCCCUACACAUCUAAAUUAAGUGAACAGUUUGAUGUCUAAACAACUACUGAUUCCAAAUGUCGCUUGUUCACACUCCAAAGAGAAAGUAGAAGAUGGUACCAGUCAUGGUCAUAAAAAGGAAAGACUAUUUUGCUCAUUUGGAGAAAAAAAAGAGUAAAUCAGUUGUCUUAAGACUGUGGUAUUUUCAGACUUAGAGGAGCAGGUUUCAUGUCUUUCUAUAUUUUUGUCAUUUCCUUUGUUUGACAAGCAAGCAAAAGUAGUAGGCUAUGAAAUGAAUGUAAGCUGUGUGUGUACAGUUUUUAGACUACCGGUAUUUGUAGUCCAGUAUUGAGAAAGACUAGGCUUCCAAUAUGUGAUCUGCCUCAAUUGGCUUAACCACUUCAAAAUUUUUCUUUCUGCGUUUUCUCCGAAGAGGCAGCUUUAUUUGCACACCAUCUCAGGAAAUUAUGUUUCCGCAGUUUCUCAAAUUGAAGACUUUCAUUUUCUGCCACUUAGUGCUUUUUUUUUGUUCUUCAGACUGCUGGCCUUUUCUUGUCCCACUCCAUGUUGGAAAUCAAACUUGAAGAGCUUAAGUUCAUGCAACGUUUGCUGUAGUUUUUGCGAUGUUUAAGGGGCAUGCAAUUUUCGGACUUGUAAAUGUUCAACACCAACAUUGAGGGCUGGUGAAAUGAAAGACUGUAGAAAGGUGGCAAAAUGGUAUGCUUGGCUGGGCCAACUCCAUCACCGGUAGAAACAUAGUUUUGACACGCUGUGCUGAGAUGCUAUCCUGUAGCAUUUUUUUUUUUUUAAUUGGUAAAAUGUGUACUAUACCUCCUUCCUGUCUUCAUGAUCCCAGAGCUUCCGCAGUGACAUGUAGUAUUCAAUAGAGCAGUGAUUUUCAACCUUUUUUGAGCCACGGCACGUUUUUUUCAUUGGAAAAAUCUUGUGGCGCACCACUAACCAAAAAUGUUCCAAAAUGUCACCACGACCUCACACGUGCAUCAAUAAGUCUACCGGAGGAACAAGGUAGGUGUUACCACACGGACCAAUAUUACAUUGCUCUGCCAGUCUUUACACCACAUGACCAGUUUUUCUCUUUCCGAAUGACCUUUCGGGAAACAAUGGUAUCCAUAGAAAGGAAUAUUCCAAUCUCUUGUCUACAUGCGCUGUGAAAAUCAACCAGAAUAGUCAAUAGGGCAUGCCCAGUAAAACGUAAACAUCAACAUCACGUGAUACCGACUUCCCCAAGUUUUUCUUUCACUUGUCGGAAUAACUCCGUAUUGACAGUUUUUCGUUCGUCCAGUCUUGAAAUUUAGUUUGAAUCAAAAACAAACUUUUCCCAGCAGUCCAGUGCCGAUUGCUCGCCUCCAUUUUUUUAAAUCGAAGAACAUCUCGAGCUGCGUGUUACGUCAUAUCUGAGCAUUCGCAGGGGUCUCAAACUCAAACUCUCUCAAACUUCGUCUGUCCAGUCUUGAAAUUUAGUUUGAAUCAAAAACAAACUUUGCUUAGUCCAGUGCCGAUUGCUGGCCUCCAUUUUUAAAACUGAAGAAGGUCUGGAUCUGCGUGUUACGUCAUAUCUGAGCAUGCGCUGAAAGAACGCACCCGGGAUCAAUUUAAACAGGAAAAGAUCAAAUUCAAUCUUGCUAAUAUUUUAUAAUUAAAUUUAGAAUUAAAUUAAAUUUUAUAAUUAAAUUUAUAAUUAAUUAUUAAUUAAUUUAAAAAUAUAUAAUUAAUUUAUAAUUAAACUCAGGACAUGUUUUAUAUAGAUAUAUAUUUUCUUUUUUAAUAAAACUGCACUUGUGAAUGGCGUAUAGAAGGGUUUAGAUUCAGUUCCACAGAUGGACAACAGAAGAAGAAAAACACCACGAAGAAGAACGCAGUCUGACAACUUUCCGUUUGAGCGGGUACAAGAUACCUCAAUCGGAUUGGUUAAAGGAAUAUUCCAUCCCUGUUCAAUUCUUUCCGUUUGAGCAAAUAAACCAAAGUGAAUUGGAAUAUUUGGGUCCAUGUAUACUAUUGACAUAAUGGCUAUUGACAUAAUAUUUGCAAAUGAUGAUUAAUAAAUGCUAAUUAUAAAAAGUGAUAUUGGCACACCUGACGCUUUCUCAAGGUACACUAGUGUGCCGCGGCACAGCGGUUGAAAAUCACUGCAAUAGAGUGUGACAAGGUUUUGCGCUAAAUCGACAAAUGGUUCACAAACUAAUGGGUGUGUUGCUUCACGUUCUGUUGACGGUUCAGUUUUGACUCCUCUGCUUUCUGACAUCAACUGAGGUGGCAUGGCGAGAUAAUUGUACUAGAGGUUAUCUUCCAACGUGAAGGUUGCUGGUUUCAAUCUCAGUCCUCCUGUGAUUAUGUCGAAGUAUCCGUGGGUAUCCGUGCUUUGAUUCAAUUUACCGUUAUGUUGGUUAUUUUCUUUUAGUCAUUUAUAGAAAAUAAAUGCUUUUUGAAAGUCAAUACUCUAGCAAUCACAAUCCCUUUAACAUUUCAUGAUGGGUCCUUACUAAGUAUACCGUUUAGCCACCGCUGUGCUCUCCGUGUCUCUGUACAUAAUAUGGUGUUCUGCCUGCCUGUGUCAAUGUGACUUGGUUGUAUCUGUGUCUAAAAAGCAGCACUGGGAAAAGAAGUGGUGCAUUGUAUUCUCCUGAAGGCAUCGUAACUAAGACUUCCAUUUGAAUCCAAUAAAAAAUAAUUAUAAUGUAGGGGACUUGAUUAGUCUAUGGUUCAAACCAGGGAUAAGGAACCAACCUCCAGGGUCCCAUUUAAGCCCCACAAGAGCAUUUCAUCACAGCACAUUCUCACGAGCUGUUAUAAAAAGCUCAAAAGAAAUCCAGAAAUGCUCAUAAUCUUCUUUAACUGAGAUUAAGCAGAAAAUAAUAAUACAAAGUUUGUAUUCUUGGAAGAUGGGUCAAGUCACGUUACUUUUAGGACCCCACUCUACCAGUGUCUGAGUAGUGAACAGUCCACUGUUGCCUACCUGUUCUUCUUUAGGGUGAGGUAGUAAUACGUAGCAAUCAGGGAUGGAAAUUUCACAUCCACAUUACUUUUGGGUCUCCUAAAACCUGAGAUUGUGCCAAAACCUCAUCGGAGUGUCUCAAUUAGAUUAGCAUAUCAUUGUAUUUUCGGGACCUUUGGAAUUCCCAAAGGAAUUCUCUGAUAUUAUGAUAUUAUUCGAACCUGACACAUUCCUCACAAGAUGCCUGUCACCAUUCAGAGGAGACACUUUUUAAAGAGAGUGCAUUAUUUCCAUGGCAACCUUCAUGGAAAAUGCUGUCAUCAAGCACAUGAACUCAAAAAUGGCUCCUUGAAAUUCCAUCCCUGGUAGUGACACACAGUCCGCUGUUGCCUACCCUUUUGUCCCUUUUAUGGUUAAGUAGUAGGCGUAGCAAUAUACAGUAUAUAUAUAUUCUAUAUUCUACAGUAAAUAUUAUUUUUGGUCAGACCUGACAAAGAUAUGUUUGUGAUUGUAUGCAUUUGUAUGAAUUAUUUUAAAAGGAAAUAAAACCGUGGAAGAUGAUGCCUUUGA
Molecule: messenger RNA, 5039 nt
Organism: Doryrhamphus excisus (bluestripe pipefish)
Lineage: Eukaryota; Metazoa; Chordata; Actinopteri; Syngnathiformes; Syngnathidae
Product: C-terminal-binding protein 1
Biological process (GO): regulation of transcription by RNA polymerase II
Cellular component (GO): nucleus
Molecular function (GO): NAD binding; transcription corepressor activity; transcription coactivator activity
Source: RefSeq, a predicted model, not a curated record